AUGUCCAGUCCUCCAGCGGUAGAAGACCAAGCAAGACUGCUGGAAGAUGCACUGGUAGUUGUAAGGCAGCAGACGCAUCUGAUGCGCAAAUGCCUUGAGACGCCGGGAAAGCUCAUGGAUGCGCUGAAGUGCAGCAUCAUUGUGCCGUUAUCUCUGCAAUAUGCGCAGCCUGCUGCUCCUGAUCUCGUGCUGACGGACGAUCCAACAUACAGCUCCACCCUUGUUUCUGAGCUUCGAACAAGCAGUCUCGGGCCCAAACAGUACUAUGAGUUAUACAUGGCUGUGUUCGAUGCUUUGCGACACCUUUCCGCUUACCUGAAAGACUCCCACCCAGUCAACCAUCUCGCCGACCUAUACGAGCUUGUCCAAUAUGCGGGAAACAUAAUACCUCGAUUAUACCUAAUGAUAACAGUCGGCACUGUAUACAUGUCAAUUCCAGAAGCGCCGGUCAAGGAGAUUAUGAAGGACAUGAUGGAGAUGAGUAGGGGCGUCCAGCAUCCAAUUCGAGGUCUCUUCUUGCGAUACUACCUCUCGGGGCAAGCUCGAGAGAACCUUCCAAUGGGGCCCGGUGAUGGACCUGAAGGCAACCUUCAAGACUCGAUCAGUUUUAGUUUGACGAAUUUUGUGGAGAUGAACAAGCUUUGGGUGCGGUUACAACACCAAGGACACUCUAGAGAGCGAGAGCUUAGAACACAGGAGCGGAAAGAGCUCCAAUUGCUUGUAGGAAAUAAUCUUGUUCGGCUGAGCCAGUUGGUGGACCUCGAGACAUACAAGAACGUCAUAUUGCAACCUUUGCUAGAACAGGUUGUGCAAUGUCGUGAUGUACUAGCUCAGGAAUACCUUUUGGAAGUCAUUACGCAGGUCUUCCCCGACGAAUUCCACCUACAUACUCUCGACCAGUUUCUAGCAGCAGUCUCUCGCCUCAACCCUCACGUCAAUGUAAAAGUUAUAGUGAUUGCUUUGAUGGAUAGGUUAUCAUCAUACGCAGCAAGGGAAUCAGAAGCCAACCCCUCAGAGGAUCGCGAAAAGUUGGAGGAAGACGCAGUCGAGAAGCUCCUGGAGAAGGUACGGGUAGAUAAUGAAAAGAAGGCUGAAACGCCUGCUGCAACAGAGCCAAAUGGCGAACAUCCCGCAUCAGAGACCAAUGGAGAUAGUAAAGAGGCAUCUACAAAGCCAGCUCCUCCAGACACAGAAACCCCGAAAACAGAAGAAACACCAGCGGACCCCAAAUCCGAGCCUGCCGAUGGCACCGAUGGAGGUGACGAGAAGAAAAAUAAGGGUAUUCCUGACGGCAUCAAGCUUUAUGAGAUAUUCUUCGAACAAGUAAUGAACCUGGUCAAUGCUCAACAUCUUCCAAUUCAAGACACCACUGCCCUUUUGGUGUCCCUGGCAAAUCUAGCACUGAACAUUUACCCCGAUCGCCUCGAUUACAUCGACCAAGUUCUCGAAUACGCAAACCAGAAGGUCAAGCAGCACGUCAAUAGUGCUGACCUUCAUUCUCAAGAAGCGCAAACACAUCUCCUCAACCUCCUUCUGGCCCCAAUGAAAUCUUACGUCUCUCUAUUUACCGCUCUUGCCCUCCCCACAUACAUCCCACUUCUCCACUCGCAAACAUACCCAACACGAAGAGCUGUAGCUGGUGAGGUUGCACGCAGUUUACAACGUAAUAAUACCAAGAUAUCUACGCUCUCCGCACUGGAAGGCGUUCUUGAAAUUUUGAAGGUCCUUAUCAAAGAGGGCACCCAGCAACCUGCUGGCUACCCAGGAGUGUCUCAACGAAAAGCCAUCGAGACUGACGAGACAAUUGAAGAGCAAGGCUGGCUUGCCCGGAUAGUCCAUCUCAUCCAUAGCGAUAAUAACGACACUCAAUUCAAGCUGCUGCAAAUGACAAGGAAGGCGUACGCAGAAGGCAAUGAGCGAGUCAAGUUUACAACUCCUGCGUUAAUGACUUCGGCAAUGAAACUGGCAAGAAAAUUCAAGUCAAGAGAGCACUACGACGACAACUGGGAAUCGCAGUUAUCAGCGCUCUACAAGUUUAUGCACGCAUCGCUUUCGACUCUCAAUACUCGGGUCCCGGGAGCGGCUGAGCUGUGCAUACGCCAGUUUGUGGCCUGCGGUCAAAUUGCCGACCAAACUGGACCCGAAGCUGUCAGUUACGAGUUCUUCGUGCAAGCUUUCACAAUUUAUGAAGAGCAGAUCAGCGAUUCGAGAGCACAGUUCCAGGUUGUGUGCAUAAUUGCAGGAGCAUUGCAUGAUAGCCGGAAUUUCAGCAGAGAGAAUUACGACGCCUUAAUUACGAAGUGCGCUCAACACGGGAGUAAGCUGCUGAAGAAGCCGGAUCAAUGCAGAGCUGUGUACCUGGCCAGCCAUUUAUGGUGGGCAGUACCAAUCACUGCCAAGGGUGAGGCAGAAGACGAGAAAGAUCUGUAUCGUGACGGCAAGCGGGUUCUCGAGUGCCUUCAACGCGCUCUACGUGUUGCGGAUACAUGUAUGGACACGGCCGUAUCAGUUGAACUCUUUGUUGAAAUUCUGAAUCGCUAUGUCUACUAUUUCGAUCAACAAAAUGAUGCCAUCACCACCAAAUACCUCAAUGGCCUCAUUGAGCUCAUCCACUCAAAUGUAGCAACUAACCAAGAGUCCGCAACUAUGGAUCAUCCCAAACGCCAUUUCCAACGGACGAUAGAUCUAAUUGCAUCGAGGGAGUAUGAAGGGGUGAUUACAGCAGCUCCGAAAUAG
This is a messenger RNA of Lachnellula hyalina, 2736 nucleotides long. RefSeq names its product Vacuolar protein sorting-associated protein (gene vps35). Gene Ontology annotation, cellular component: retromer, cargo-selective complex; late endosome; retromer complex. The coding region runs from base 1 to 2736 and encodes 911 amino acids. Gene Ontology annotation, biological process: retrograde transport, endosome to Golgi; intracellular protein transport. The record is from RefSeq and is a predicted model, not a curated record. NCBI's taxonomy places the organism in Eukaryota, Fungi, Ascomycota, Leotiomycetes, Helotiales, Lachnaceae. The transcript has 4 exons.